This is a messenger RNA of Rattus rattus (black rat), 1899 nucleotides long. RefSeq names its product trichohyalin like 1 (gene Tchhl1). The record is from RefSeq and is a predicted model, not a curated record. Gene Ontology annotation, molecular function: calcium ion binding; transition metal ion binding. NCBI's taxonomy places the organism in Eukaryota, Metazoa, Chordata, Mammalia, Rodentia, Muridae.
AUGUCCAGGCUCCUGAGAGGUAUCUUCUGUGUCAUUGAGAUAUUCCACAAGUAUGCCAGUGAGGAUGGCAACAAGGAAGCAAGGCUGACCCACAGAGAGCUGAGACAGCUCCUUGAGGAAGAAAUUGGGGACUUUCUUCAGCCACAUGUCUUUCAUGCUGUGGAAAGAAAGUUGAACCUUCUGGAUUUUGACAGAGAUGGCACCAUCAGUUUUGAAGAAUUUCUCCUUGCAAUCUUCAGCCUAUUGAACCCGCCUUAUUUUGACAUAUCUUUACUAAAUUCAGAACCAAGACUGAUGUCUAAAUCAGAGAAGACGGAUGCUGUGGAUUUGGGAGCAAUCACUGGAAGCACUCAGCGGGUAGUAGGGGAUGGGCCAACUCAGGAAAGGCUCAUAUUUUCACCAGAAAUGUCAUUAACAGGUCAGCCCUGCAAGGAAGAAGGUGAGGCAGGUGAUGAGCCUAUGGUGAGCCCAUGGGAAGAUGUUAAGACCCACGGCCUGCCAAGAAAUGUGUCUGAGCCAAAUGACCCUGAGAAACACCAGCCAAAAGAAGAUGCUCAGGAAGUCGCACAAACUGUUCCAGCAGCAGAAUAUGAUGUAGUCCAAUAUCAGAGAAAUACAGCAGUAGAAGUAUCCAAACAGAGUGCUGGCCUAACACAGGAGAUCCCAAGACAAGGGAAUAAAACAUCCAGGAGGCAAAGUGACACCAAGAUAAGUGACUAUGUGAUUCAGAGGCCAACUGACUAUGAGGAGCGCGCUUCUGCAACACAAGAUCCAAUCCUGCAAAAAGAAGACAAAGUCGCCGGGUCAGCGCACACUGACUUGCCAGUAGUAGCUGCUACCGGGAAAUCAUCUCAGACACAGGAAGUUCUUGAGCCUACCGAUGAUAUGAGACUAUCUGAGACUCAAGGAACUAGAAAGGAUGCUGGCAGAAUGCCACCUGAAACCACGCAUUUAGAGGAGCCCAAAGCCGAUGCUAGUGCAUCUGGGAGCCACAGUUUGCCAAUUCAAGAAAGAGAACAUGAAACAAGGGACCUGUCUGUCCAAAGCCGGAGCAGAAAUGUUUCAGAAACAUCUAGUAGAGGUGAGUGGGAGGAGGAAUGUGAAGAACAUGAAAGAAAAACCAGAUCUCUAGCACCAGAAGCUGAAACACCGGACGAGAAGUGUCAAGAAUUCCCAGGAUCACAGAGGGAAAAUGAUGCGGAAAGGGGCGCUGCUGCGCUAGAUCCAAGCUCUGGAGAAGGAAAUCAGAAUCUCCCUGAAGUCAAGGAAGAAUCUAUCUCCGAAAAAGAGGCAAGACACAGUGAGGAAGACACAGUAGAUACGUUUGCAAUCAACAAAACCAGCCCGGCAGUUGAAGAGACACCAGAAACAAGAGAAAGGUCCCAAGAGCUGGCACCGCUUGAGGAGCAAUCUCAAGGGAAAAAGCAUAGAGCUGCCAAGACUCAUGACGAGUCAGUUAGGAAGGAGGACCACAGUGAGGGAGAAGACCCUGAGUUAUCACCUACACAGAGCGAUGAGGGCUUUUGUGAAACUCCCAACAGCCUGGCUCCAGAGGUAGGUAAGAGCAGCUCAGAGACAGCUGAGACACGUGUACCAGGGGAGUCACAGAGUCAGGUAGAGCACCAUGGAGAUGCUAAGCAAGAAAGUCACAUUAACAACCCAGAUUCCCAGAAGCAGGGAGUACCAGGCGAGAGCAACAGAGAACAGGAGGCGGUAGUGCUGUCAAUCCAAGAAGAUGGACAGCUCCCAGAGGAAGAGGAAGAAGAGAGAGAGGAUGAUGGUCUGAGCUCAAGGACCAAAAGAGGCCCAGGGGGAGCUAUGGAGCCCGGUGAAGAAGGGGAAGCCACAGCAGGGAGUGAAAACAAAAUCACUAGAGGCAGAGGGUUCAGAGCCCAGUGA